AUGGCCGGAGAUGUUACGCUUGUCCUUGGUGUGGAGGCAAGAUGGGUGAAAUCUACUGGCUAUCCCUGUAAUAUCUGUGGAAAAGUUUUUACCAUGAAAUACAAUCUGAAUACACAUAUAAAAGGAAAACAUUUCAAUAUACGACACAAAUGUCCUAUCUGUCAGAAAGAAUUCACAUUUCAGAGCAACAUGUUGACUCACUUGAAAAAUGCCUUGUAUGAUAGACAUAUCAAUGGUUUGACCUGUAAAUUAUGUGGUCAGGCUCUUUAUGAUAUCCAUGGUUACAGUUGUACAAUAUGUGGAAAAGUGUUCACAGAGAAAUUUAAUCUUCGAACUCAUAUAAAAGGAAAACAUCUUAAGAUUACAAAUAGGUGUCACAUUUGUUUAAAAGAAUUUAGUUUCCCUGGUAAUCUUGCUCGUCACAUGAAACAAUGCCAUUCCAACAUCAUUUACUGA
Messenger RNA from Lottia gigantea (owl limpet), 456 nucleotides. RefSeq lists its product as hypothetical. The coding region runs from base 1 to 456 and encodes 151 amino acids. NCBI's taxonomy places the organism in Eukaryota, Metazoa, Mollusca, Gastropoda, Lottiidae. Gene Ontology annotation, biological process: regulation of transcription by RNA polymerase II. The record is from RefSeq and is a predicted model, not a curated record. Gene Ontology annotation, cellular component: chromosome. The transcript has 4 exons. Gene Ontology annotation, molecular function: chromatin insulator sequence binding.